AUGUCAUCUCUAAACAGGUGUGUCUUCACAGAUGGACCAUUCGUGUUUUCAGCAGCUCUUAUUAAUGUCAUGAAAUUGAAACAAGUAACAACAACAGGAGGGGAGAUGUUAAGAAGUGCUUCUGACAUCGUAAGCAUCGAAGUUUACGACAAAAAUGGCAAGAAAAUGAGUAUCAAUUGUGAGAUUAAAUUUCCUGUUAUUAAGAAUGUAUUUAGUUCGAGUGCGCAUCAUAUUCCAUUAUGUCACUUUAUACAGGAUAUUGACGGACCUGGUCAUUGGUCAACAAAGGGUUGUGAAACGGUCUAUGACAACUACCUGGAGAAGGGUGUGACGUGUAAAUGCACACACCUGACUUCUUUUGUCAUUCUGAUGAAACCAACGCAGGAGAAAGAAAGUUUUUCCCGGCUUACAAUAAUUGGACUUGCAAUUUCUAGUAUUUUUCUCAUUAUCACGCUUAUUAUCAUCUGUGUUUUAAAGUAA
Anneissia japonica is the source of this 480-nucleotide messenger RNA. RefSeq names its product adhesion G protein-coupled receptor E2-like. Lineage: Eukaryota; Metazoa; Echinodermata; Crinoidea; Comatulida; Comatulidae. The record is from RefSeq and is a predicted model, not a curated record. Gene Ontology annotation, biological process: adenylate cyclase-activating G protein-coupled receptor signaling pathway. Gene Ontology annotation, molecular function: G protein-coupled receptor activity. The transcript is spliced from 6 exons. Bases 1 to 480 code for a protein of 159 amino acids.